This is a messenger RNA of Sitophilus oryzae (rice weevil), 1614 nucleotides long. It is a transcript of the gene Pino, whose product is annotated as protein pinocchio. The transcript has 4 exons. The coding region runs from base 268 to 696 and encodes 142 amino acids. The record is from RefSeq and is a predicted model, not a curated record. NCBI's taxonomy places the organism in Eukaryota, Metazoa, Arthropoda, Insecta, Coleoptera, Curculionidae.
UCCUGAGUCCUGCUUAGAGCUCAGUCAUAUGUCAGUCGGUUCGUGUUCCUGCAACGGUUUCACAUCUCCGCUCGAUACAUCGAUUCGUUCUGUACCACUUUCGUUUUUUUUACAUUUUAACGCGUAAAACGCCGUAUUUUCCUCUGUUGACCGGAUUUCUCGUGCAGUUUAUCAACCCAUACUCACCUUCCAAGUUGACAACUCAGUUUUGAGUGGAUUAUUCUUCAGCUCUUGCCAGUUAAAUCUCAUUCGAAACUACCAUCAAAGAUGUCGCUCGCCAGCGUCCACCACCCCACCGACAUUCAUUCCAGCCAUAGUUCAUUGGCAACUCUGAGCCAUAGUCUGGAAGACAUAACUUCCUGGGGUUACGGCCACCACGCCGAGACGGUGCUCACCAUUGAGGAGCUUAGGGACCAGCUGAACUGCUGUUUCACCUGCGGAGUCUCCUGGGCCGAUUCUCACGUGUCCCUAGACUGCUCCGAGUGCGGGGGCUACGCCAUGGAAAGACCGUGUCCUAAGUGCGAUGGAGCCUGUGGUACCAUAUGGAAACGGGAUUUGAGCACUUCCCACGCCAGUGGAAAGGCCAAAUGGUCUGGCGAAUGUAAAUCCGCCACCCAGCAAAAAAGAGACCAGUGCUCAUCACCUGUUUCCCAGGACCUCAGUCACCGUCUGGAGAGGUUAAGUGCCACCUCAUGACGCCAUUUCACCCUCUAAUUUAUUCUAGAUUAGGCUUUAGGAUAGGUUCAGGCUAGACUAAAUUAUACCUCUAUUACAGGGAGAUAUUUAUUUAUAUAGCUAGUAAAAUAUUUUUCGUAAAUCGUUAUGUUAAGUACGGAUUAUAAUUAUUUUCGGAGACGGAGUUAAAGGAGUGUAUUUUUGUCAUUGUUAUGGAGGAUUGUCUCGAGAUCUCGCCGCGUUGACCAACGCGCUAAUAUUUUGAAGAUCGUUUUGUCUGUCGUAGAAAGGUGCAUCCACUAGUGGUCACUCGCAAAGAACACAAAAGUCUGUAUUGUUUUCUAGUUGUAUGUAUACACCCAUUUAAAUCAUUCUCCUGUUAAAAAAUCGAAAAAAUUAUAAUACCAUUUCUUGUUUCAAGAAAUAAUCCUUCUAUUUGCUGUUGUUUUACAUUAAAACCGAUUAAUUCAAAUUUGGUAAUAUCACAAUUACCCCCUAAUUCUUAGUUGAAUUAUAUAGAUAGCCUAGUCCGUGUUGUUUACAAAACGUAAAACAUAGUUUUUAAUCUCCCAUCUCUCUUGCGUUUUUGCUUCAUUAACUGAAGAAACGAUACUCAGUUUAUUAAUGUAACGCUAAAAAAAUACCCCAAGAGAAUUUUUAAAAACUAUGUUUAAAGGAAAAUGUUCAAAUUUCUAUUUUUUGCAAUCGACCGAAGAAUGGCAGCAAAAAAAGUUUAAAAUUAAUUCUACACUGAUUCGACGUACAAUAAAUAAAUUUAAGUUUGAACUGAAAACUCGCCUUCAGGAAUGACCUAAACGUUUAGUAAUUUUUUCUAUGCGCUUUAGAAUGUAGAAUAAAAUGAUCUUUUUUUGUAUGACUGAAAAAUUUAUAUAACACUGUAUUCUUAUGAUAAAAAUAAAUCAAUUGUAUUAAUUGAAA